Cavenderia fasciculata is the source of this 1845-nucleotide messenger RNA. RefSeq lists its product as uncharacterized. The record is from RefSeq and is a predicted model, not a curated record. The transcript has 3 exons. Bases 1 to 1845 code for a protein of 614 amino acids. Lineage: Eukaryota; Evosea; Eumycetozoa; Acytosteliales; Cavenderiaceae.
AUGGAUUCAGAUACACUAGAAAAAUACGAAAAAUUAAAAGAUUUAUUUGAUUCGGGGUUCAUCACUGAAUACGAGUUCAACAAUAGAAAGAAAGAGUUAUUAGGUGAUAAUGAAAUACCAUCAAAUUUAACUGGUAGUAAUAAUAAUAAUAGUAAUAGUAAUAGUAAUAAUGACAACAAUUCAUCUUACAACUACUACAGUAGCAGUAAUAAUAAUGAUGACUACAACAACAAUAGUAGCAACUAUAACAGCAAUGACUACAAUUCAAUAAGUUAUAAUUAUAAUAGUACUAAUAAUGAUGAUAGUAAUAGUUACAAUAGCUAUAAUAACUACAACAGCAAUAAUAAUGAUGAUAAUAGUUACAACAACAAUAGUUACAAUAGUUACAAUAAUGAUUACAAUUCAACACCAACAACCACUACGUCAUCAUAUGACUACAAUAGUUAUAAUAAUAAUGAUGAUCAAGUAGUUGCCAAUACCGACUAUAAUCACAUUAGUAGUAGUAGUAACAAUGAUGAUAAUAAUUACAAUCAAUAUAAUUAUAGUUAUAAUCAUAGUACUAGUGAUGAACCAACAGUUGAUUUUGUUACACAUACAACCACUGUUACAACAACCACGACAACAACGGUUUCCUAUGAUGAUGAUGAUAAUAAUUACAAUUAUAACCAAUAUCAGUCAUCAUCAUCAGCAGUUCCAACUGACCAAGAUGAUGUUGUUGUUCCACCUAAACCACCUAUCACCACUCCUGCAGCAUCCAAAGUUGUAAAAGAUAAAUUAACUGGUAAAUCAGAAUCAAUUGCAAAGAUUCAAUAUCCACACAAAGUUAAAGAUAAUUAUAUGACCUAUGACAAGAAUAUUGAUGGAGUUAUUUUGUAUUAUAAAUCAAGAGAAUGUGCAUAUCAAACUGAUAUUAUUCCAUUGUCAUCAUUGACCAAGAAACCAAUUAGUGAUGUUAUUCGUGAACAAUUUGGAUUAAACAAUUAUGAUUUGAAAAAGAUUAUUUUAAAACAUAGAACUCCUGGAGACGAAUACCAAACCAUGACAGACCGAACCGAACAGACAACACAAGACGUCGAUUACAUUACAACCAAUGGACACUAUCUAGUGGAACCAGCAUCAUUCACUCUACAUCGUAAUGCUGGCACCAUGUUUGUCAAAGGUGAAUACUUUAGUAAAUACAACAACAGUUACACCAUUCCACAAACUAGUUUCAAGAUUGGGUCUCGUACCAUUGCAUUAGAGUAUCCUGAAACUCCUUCUGGUGGUUGGAAUGCUACUUAUUUUAAAAUUCAACCUCCAAGAAGAACAUAUAAUACAUCAAUUCCAGGGUACAAAGCAGAUAAAUUUCAAUCGGCAGGUCCGGAACACAACCUUUUAAACUUUUACAAUUUAAUGAGAAACAAACAAAUAUUCAAGAAGGGUCAAGAACACAGAGCUACACCACAAGAGUUGGGUUCCCAACCACACCAUCUACACGUCAGUCGGUCGUUGGCUCAAUGUAUAGACAGCCAAAAAUGUUUCGAGUGUGGACUGCCUUCAUUAAACUCAUUCUUUUGUUCAGUUCAUUAUGACAAGGAUCUCAUUGAAAUGUAUGAACAAGUAAAAGAAUUGAUACCAAAGAUGACAGAAGCCGAACAACUAGAGAUACAAGCUGCCAAGGAAGAAGAACAACUCGCCAAAUCCCAAGAUCCAACCAACAUUAAUAAUAGGGAAAAGUUUACCUAUGUUCCAGAUGUUUCCAUCCUAGAACAAGUCAUUUUAAAGUCAAAAUCACAAUAUUCUGAUUUAGAUUGUCUAUACCCAAGUAAUAUUAAAAAAGAGUUUAAAGUCAAAGUUGAUUUUUAA